Molecule: messenger RNA, 276 nt
Organism: Durusdinium trenchii
Lineage: Eukaryota; Dinophyceae; Suessiales; Symbiodiniaceae
Source: the annotation of a GenBank genome assembly
GAGGGCGACGUUUAUCCAACAGGAGUACGCGAGCUCAAGACGGAGUUGCUGAAUACCCUGCUCUCACUCCUGGAGGGCCGAAUGGACAAUCGGAUCCAUCAAACGGUGGUCCAACGUGGAGAUCCGCUGGUCAUUCGUGAGCGCAUCCAGCCACGAGCCAAGCUUGGGCAGCGGCGAAGCUGCGGACACCGGUGGGGAAGGCGGAGCCAAAACCACCCCGAAAGCCAUAGAGGAUGUGAUGUAUCAAUAUGUAUGUUUGCAGGGAUCCGUGUGUGA